Molecule: messenger RNA, 930 nt
Organism: Globicephala melas (long-finned pilot whale)
Lineage: Eukaryota; Metazoa; Chordata; Mammalia; Artiodactyla; Delphinidae
Product: metabotropic glutamate receptor 7-like
Biological process (GO): G protein-coupled glutamate receptor signaling pathway; regulation of synaptic transmission, glutamatergic
Cellular component (GO): plasma membrane
Molecular function (GO): adenylate cyclase inhibiting G protein-coupled glutamate receptor activity
Source: RefSeq, a predicted model, not a curated record
GGGAGCCGAACGCGCAUUUAAAGCGAUAGCCAUCCUCGCUCUCUCCCCAGUGCUGGGCUGUUGGAGAGCUCGAGCUGCAAGCCACCGAGCGCGAGCUCGAGCGCGGCGCGCUGGCCGGGGAACCCAAGAGCGCACGGCGCCCCAAGCUGGCAGGCGCCGCGGGACCCCCCACCCCACCCUCGCCGGCUGCCCUUCCCCGGGCGCCCCUACCCUCCUCGCCCGCAGGAGACCCUGGGCUUUCCCGGAGGAGCUCACCCCAAGGGGCCAGGACUCCGGCGAGCCCGCCACCGUCCCCUCGAGUGCCGCCGCCACCACCGCAGCCGCGGGAGCAGCAUGGUCCAGCUGGGGAAGCUGCUCCGCGCCCUGACUUUGAUGAAGUUUCCCUGCUGCGUGCUGGAGGUGCUUCUGUGCGCGCUGGCGGCGGCGGCUCGCGGCCAGGAGAUGUACGCCCCGCACUCCAUUCGGAUCGAGGGGGACGUCACCCUCGGGGGGCUGUUUCCGGUGCACGCGAAGGGUCCCAGCGGAGUGCCCUGCGGCGACAUCAAGAGGGAGAACGGGAUCCACAGGCUGGAAGCGAUGCUCUACGCCCUGGACCAGAUCAACAGCGAUCCCAACCUGCUGCCCAACGUGACGCUGGGAGCGCGGAUCCUGGACACUUGUUCCAGGGACACUUAUGCGCUCGAACAGUCGCUCACUUUCGUCCAGGCGCUCAUCCAGAAGGACACCUCCGAAGUGCGCUGCACCAACGGCGAGCCUCCGGUUUUUGUCAAUCCCGAGAAAGUAGUUGGAGUGACUGGGGCUUCGGGGAGUUCGGUCUCCAUCAUGGUAGCCAACAUCCUGAGGCUUUUCCAGGUAGGGGGGCGCUCCCUCCGGGGCAGAGCGCGCCGUAGCUCCCCGCGCUCUUUAUCCUGAAGGCUGGCUUGGACUCCA